Molecule: messenger RNA, 1653 nt
Organism: Hypomesus transpacificus
Lineage: Eukaryota; Metazoa; Chordata; Actinopteri; Osmeriformes; Osmeridae
Gene: hspa14
Product: heat shock protein 14
Exons: 14
Coding region: 36-1556 (506 amino acids)
Biological process (GO): cellular response to unfolded protein; protein refolding
Cellular component (GO): ribosome; cytoplasm
Molecular function (GO): misfolded protein binding; ATP binding; ATP-dependent protein folding chaperone
Source: RefSeq, a predicted model, not a curated record
CAGAGAGUAACUUCUUACGUUAGUUUUCAGCAAGCAUGGCAGCGAUAGGGGUACACUUUGGAUACACAUGUGCCUGCGUUGCUAUUUUUAGGGAUGGACGGGCGGAAGUUGUUGCCAAUGAUGCCGGUGAUCGAGUCACUCCAGCAGUGGUGGCUUACAGGGACACUGAGCAGAUUGUAGGCAUUGCUGCCAAGCAGGGACGCAUCCGUAAUGCUACCAACACCGUUGUCAAAGUCAAACAGGUGCUCGGGAGAAACUUUGGGGACCCAGAGACACAGGCCCACAAAGCCGAGAGUAAAUGUCCUUUGGUAAAUCGUGGAGAAAAGCCCUUUUAUGAGAUCACAGGGGACCAGACCAAACAUGUGUCUCCUGAAGACGUGGCCAAACUCAUUUUCCACAAGAUGAAAGAGACUGCUCAGUCAGCCCUGGGCUCGGACGUCAAUGAGGCCGUCAUCACCGUUCCCUUUGAGUUUGCACAAGCUCAGAAAAGUGCUUUGAGAGAGGCAGCUGAGGCAGCAGGGUUCCGUGUGUUGAGGCUGAUCCACGAGCCAGCUGCUGCCCUACUAGCCUAUGACAUUGGACAAGAAUGCCCCUCCGGAAAAAGCCACGUCUUGGUGUAUAAACUGGGAGGGACCUCACUGAGCGUGACGGCGCUGCAGGUGAAUGGCGGAAUGUUCCGGGUUCUCGACACGCUCACCGACCACAGCAUCGGGGGGGAGAGCUUCACACAAGCCCUGGCCCAGCACUUGGCCGCCGAGUUCAAACGGUCAUUCAAACAGGACGUGAGCGGCAAUGCGCGCGCGAUGAUGAAGCUGAUGAAUGGUGCCGACUUGGCCAAACACUCCCUGUCCACGCUGGGCUCGGCCAACUGCUUCGUCGACUCGCUUCACGACGGCAUGGACUUCGACUGCAACGUCUCCAGGGCUCGUUUUGAGCUUCUCUGCUCCUCUCUCUUCAACAAGGGCAUUCAGCCAAUUAAAACCCUGCUGGACCAAGUUGGACUGUCAACAAGCGACAUCAAUAAGGUUGUUCUCUGUGGAGGCUCAGCCAGAAUCCCCCGCCUGCAGCAAAUGAUCCGGGACGUGUUUCCCGAAGUGGAGCAGCUCAACUCCGCCCCUCCCGAUGAGGUCAUUGCUGUGGGCGCGGCCAUAGAGGCAGGCCUAUUGGUUGGCAGAGAUAGCCCCUCCCCCGAAGAAGAGUCUGUCACAGUGGAUGCAUGCGCCGGGGACAUACUAGUCAAGGAAGUGGAUGAAUCAGGAGCGGAAGUGUUCAACGUGCUGCUCCCCUCUGGCACGCCCCUCCCUGCGCGACGCAAUCACACCCUGACUGGGCAAGGACAGCUGUCAUCCCUCUGCUUAGAGCUGUAUCAGAGAACUGCUGACCAGCCUGAGAGACUAGCAAAGAUCGUUCUGAGAGACCUGGAGCCCAAGGAGGAUAGUCACGAAAUUGCCACCGUGGUAACCAUGAAAAGGGACGGUUCUCUUCACGUCUCCUGUGUGGAGCCCAGCAGUGGAAAGACGGAAGCCGUCAGCAUAGCAGCAGCAGCCGCAUCCUGAAGUCACCAGCCCAGCCCACCCCACCCCCCCACACCCACUAACACGCAUAAGUAACAAGCUUUUUAUGAUCAGUUAAUAAACAUUCUGAAAAUCCAAG